Messenger RNA from Neurospora tetraspora, 747 nucleotides. RefSeq lists its product as uncharacterized. The transcript has 4 exons. The record is from RefSeq and is a predicted model, not a curated record. Lineage: Eukaryota; Fungi; Ascomycota; Sordariomycetes; Sordariales; Sordariaceae. The coding region runs from base 1 to 747 and encodes 248 amino acids.
AUGAGCGCAACCAUUGACAGGUACCUCCAAAAGCUUACCCUGUUGGGAGACAAGGUCGACCUCCUAUCCAAGGAUUACGUUCUUGCGGCAUUGCUCCCCCACCCCACAAUGGUGAAAAUAGACAACAUCAGGGCUCAAUUCCUAAACUUUCAGACCACCUUGCCAGACACACUCAGCUUAGCUCGCAAGGAAUAUUUCGACCAAGGGGCUAUGAAGUACAGCACUAAUGAGUGGUUGAAGGUUGGGCUAUUGCUGGAUGAGAUUGAGAUGACUCUCAACAACCUUAUUGGAGUCGGCAACAAAAUUUUACAAUUCUCGAAGCAACAUCUACCGCCGUCACUCAAGCUCACCAGCAAUAUGUCGAGCCCCGCUACCCAAGAAGCUACCCAAGCAGAUGUCGAUAGGUUAUCGUCUUCAAUCACUCUUACCAUAGGCGCUCUCAAGCCAGAAAUCAAAGAGUUCAAAAUAAAAGCCAGUCCGGAAAUCUAUUCGAGAACCGAUCCGGAAAAGAGUCCGGAAAAGAGUCCGGAAUACCAGCAACUGAGGAUUGUGCUUAAGAAACUUCGGACUACAACGUUGUCUCCGGGGCACUUUGAAUUGCUGAACAAGAUCUUGAACGCACUUGAGGGGAAUGACGAAAGCGGCUGGCCUAAGUUCACGCCAGAGCGCCUGAAGGAGAUUUCGGAAAACCUCACGACGCAGAAGGAGGAUGACAAAAACGUCCAGAAGUUGAUGGAUAAGUUGUAG